AUGAGCACCGCGCGGAGCGUCAGCGCGACGGACGGCUGCGUCCACCCGCGCCACGUGGGGAAGGAGGCGAAGAGCUCGCGCUCGUUGUCCGCGGCGGUGACCUCCUUCCCUACGCCGGGGGUCUGCGUCGACGCCUGCGUCGCCGACGACGCCGCGUCGCCGCCGACGCCGGGCCGCUUCUUCCGCGCGUCCACCGCGGCGGCGGCCAUCUCCGCGACGCCGCUCGGUUCGCCGUUCGGCGACGCGCGCAGCAGCGGCACGGGGACGUGCAUCGCCACGGAGGGCGACUCGCGACGCGCCACCUUGUCCACGGGGAACGACGUCACCUCCGCGACGAUGGCGUCCUGCACCUCUCGGAGGACGAGGUCCACGCCCGUGCUGUUGCCGCUGUGCCACUGGAGCAUCGCCUCGAGGAAGUCCACCUUGCUCCCGGGCGCGACGGGGGGCGGCGCCGGGGCCUGGUAUAUCGUCACGCCCAUCCUCUGCGCGAGGCCCUCGAGCGGGCGGAACCAUCCGCCGCCGCCGCCGUCGGACCCGCUCUCCGCGGCGCGCGGCGCGCGCGCGACGCGGCGUCGUCCGACGACGCGACGCGGCGCGGGAACGCCGCCGUCGCCGCCCGCCCGAAGAACACCUCGCGGUGGCGGUGUCGACGUCGUCGCGACGCCCGCGCGCGCGGUCGCGGCGCGCGACUCGACGCGCCGCGCCGUCGCGCGCGCGCCCGUCGCGCGCGUCGCGCUCGAGGCGGACAUCUCGAGGAGAGCGAACGCGGCCCUCGCGCGCGUUCGCCCGCCGUCGUCCGCCCGCGGUUAUGCGCGCGCCCUAACCCUCGACGCGUGCUGA
Micromonas pusilla CCMP1545 is the source of this 840-nucleotide messenger RNA. RefSeq lists its product as uncharacterized. The coding region runs from base 1 to 840 and encodes 279 amino acids. The transcript is spliced from 2 exons. The record is from RefSeq and is a predicted model, not a curated record. NCBI's taxonomy places the organism in Eukaryota, Viridiplantae, Chlorophyta, Mamiellophyceae, Mamiellales, Mamiellaceae.